Messenger RNA from Hydra vulgaris (swiftwater hydra), 1357 nucleotides. Its product is annotated as retinol dehydrogenase 13. The record is from RefSeq and is a predicted model, not a curated record. NCBI's taxonomy places the organism in Eukaryota, Metazoa, Cnidaria, Hydrozoa, Anthoathecata, Hydridae. Gene Ontology annotation, molecular function: oxidoreductase activity.
AAAAGCGAGAAUAAGACGUACAAAUUUUUAUCUGGUAAAGCUUUGAAAAGAUUUUACAAAUCUUUAUUAAAUGGGCGAUUUUUUUAGAAAGUUUUUAUGUACUGUCUUUUUAGCAACAUUUGUACAAGUAACAAUUGUAAUAGCAAAAAAACCACGGUGUUUUGAUCAAGAUCGCCGUUGCCAAGAAUGGCUAGAAAAAGGUGAUUGUGGCAAAUCCGAAGUUAAAACAUUGUGCAGAAAGAGUUGUAAACGUUGUGCACCGAAUAAUGAUGACUUCUUGUAUGAAGUUAUAACACGUGGAAUAGAAGAUACACACACUGUCUUAUAUUGCAUGUGCCUGCUAUUAGUUCUCGGUAUUCUUAUUGGAUUUAUCAAAUUGAAUCGCACAUGUGUUAUUUGCAGAUCUAAGGGUAAUCUCAAAGGUAAAGUUGUAGUAAUUACUGGAGCCACAAAUGGAAUCGGUUACGAAACGGCAUUUCGUUUAGCAUUAAAGGGCGCAAAAAUAAUAAUAGGCUGUUCUAAUUUAAAAAAGGGUUUAAAAAUUGCAAAACAAUUGAGAGAUUAUACAGGUCAACAGUACAUUGAAGCAAGGAAAUUAGAUCUUGCUUCAUUAGCGUCGGUACGUGAGUUUUCAAAAGAUAUUUGCGAAGACUUUCCAUGCAUCGAUAUACUUGUCAACAACGCAGCAAUAGUUUCAGGGAUUAAAAGAGAAGAGACAAUUGAUAAAAAUGAAACAACUUGGCAAAUAAACUACUUGUCUCAUUUUUUGUUAACGAAGAUAUUGUUACAAAAAAUUAGAUUAAGUGCCCAAGGUAGAAUUAUAAAUGUUGUUUGCGAUAGUUAUAAAAAAGCCAAUUUUGUCUUGACUGAUUUGCAAUCAAAUAACAAGUUUUCACCUAUUAUUGCAUACAAUAACACCAAGCUUGCUUUAUUAUUAUUUACUCAGGAGUUGGCUGCUCAUUUAAACGAAAAAGUUGUAACUGUAAACGCCGUAAAUCCAGGUAAAGUUUCCACGUCGUUGCGAAGGAACAUUUUCCCAUACAAUUGGCGCAUAUUACGCAUUUUAUCCGGACUAUAUGCUUACGUAUUCUGGAAGACACCAUCCGAAGCUGUAGAAACAAUACUAUAUGGUUGUUUGGAAAAAAAUUUAGAAGGAGUUUCAGGAAAGUUAUUAGAAGAGUGCGCUGAGGCAGUAGUUCCUGAGUAUGAUAAAACCAUAGUAAAAACAUUGUGGGAUGAAAGCGAGAGGUUAAUAACGCCUGAGAAAAUUGCUAAUUUUUUAUAAAUAAAAAAAAAAUAGUUAAAUAAAUUGAAUUAAUAGAUUUAAUGUGUAAAAUGUGGUGUUAUAUCCAUUAAA